Molecule: messenger RNA, 622 nt
Organism: Drosophila bipectinata
Lineage: Eukaryota; Metazoa; Arthropoda; Insecta; Diptera; Drosophilidae
Gene: RpL34a
Product: Ribosomal protein L34a
Biological process (GO): translation
Cellular component (GO): cytosolic large ribosomal subunit; ribosome
Molecular function (GO): structural constituent of ribosome
Source: RefSeq, a predicted model, not a curated record
UCGAUUUUUGUUUCCGGCUAAGCGGCAAAAUGGUUCAACGCUUGACUUUGAGGCGACGUCUGUCCUACAACACCCGCUCCAACAAGAGGCGCAUUGUUCGCACUCCUGGUGGCCGUCUGGUGUACCAGUACGUCAAGAAGAAUAAGACUGUGCCGCGUUGCGGACAGUGCAAGGAAAAGCUUAAGGGCAUCACUCCUUCCCGCCCCAGCGAGCGUCCGCGUCUGUCCAAGCGCCAUAAGACCGUGAGCCGCACCUACGGAGGUGUCCUGUGCCAUGGAUGCCUGCGUGAGCGCAUUGUUCGUGCUUUUCUCCUCGAGGAGCAGAAGAUUGUCAAGGCUCUGAAGACCCAGCAUGAUACCCUGGUUAAGCCAGUUAAGAAGGUGGAGAAGAAGCCCGUGAAGGCUGCUACCAAGAAGCCUGCUGGCAAGACUGCUGGCAAGACCGCUGGUAAGACCGCUGGUAAGACCGUUGGCAAACCUGGUGCCAAGGCCGCCGGAAAGAAGCCCGCCCCUAAGGGACCCAUCAAGACCAAGAAGUGAGAUGAAACAUCUACGUAACCCACCAAGCUAAUGGGCAAAGCUUCAUUGUAAAAUAAACUGCAAACUAGACAAACAAAACUAAA